This is a messenger RNA of Meloidogyne enterolobii, 1371 nucleotides long. The record is from the annotation of a GenBank genome assembly. NCBI's taxonomy places the organism in Eukaryota, Metazoa, Nematoda, Chromadorea, Rhabditida, Meloidogynidae.
AUGUAUAUUGAUGAAUUGCCUAUUUGGGCUUUGGUUGGAGAAAAAGAGACAGGAGCUUCUUUUAUCUACACACACAAGAAAUUUGAAAUUGGAUAUAAUGGAGAUAAUAUUGUCGUUGUUGACGUUACAGCAGAAGAGAAAAAAGAAAUUAAACCAAAUAUGGAACUUUCAUUUACUUAUGAAGUUAUUUGGAAACAAUCUAAUACUCUAUUUGACAAGCGAUUUGAACGUUAUUUGGAUCCAAGCUUCUUCCAACACAGAAUUCAUUGGUUCUCAAUUUUCAAUUCAUUUAUGAUGGUUAUUUUCUUGGUUGGUCUUGUCUGGAUGAUUUUGUUAAGAACUCUAAAUAAGGACUAUGCUCGUUAUCACAAAGAAGAUAAAGAUCCCGAAGAGGAUUUGGACUUGCCUGACGAUUAUGGAUGGAAACAAGUGCAUGGCGAUGUUUUCCGUGCUCCAGCAUAUCCACUUUUAUUUUCAUCAAUUAUUGGUACUGGCUAUCAUUUAAUCACAACAGUUUUGAUAACAAUAAUGCUUGCAAUUCUUUCUGAAUUUUAUACUGAACGUGGAUCUUUUUUGAGUGCAGCAAUUUUUGUUUAUGCAAUAACAACACCAAUAAAUGGCUGUUUUGGUGGUGGAAUGUAUUCUAGAGUUGGAGGAAAACGUUGGAUUAAACAAAUGUUUAUUGGUGCUUUAUUACUUCCAAGUGCUGUUGCUGGAAUGGUUUUGGGUGUUAAUGCUGUUGCUAUUGGAUAUCAUGCUAGUCGAGCAAUUCCUUUUACUACUAUGCUAGUAAUUGUCGCAAUUUGUGCAUUUGUCAUAAUUCCUCUAAAUUUAAUUGGAACAUUAAUUGGUCGAAGCAUUAAAGGACAGGCUGAUAUUCCUUGCCGUAUUAAUGUUGUUCCACGUCCAAUUCCAGACAAAAAAUGGUAUUUAGAACCUUUUGUGAUUGCUAUAAUUGCUGGUUUUCUUCCUUUUGGCUCAAUUUUUAUUGAAAUGUAUUUUGUUUUUACAAGUUUUUGGGCCUAUAAAAUUUAUUAUGUUUACGGGUUUAUGCUUCUGGUUGCAAUUAUUUUGAUUGUGGUAACUGCUUGUGUUAGCAUUGUUAGUACUUAUUUUUUGCUCAAUGCUGAAGAUUAUCGAUGGAGAUGGACAAGUUUUGCAUCAGGAGCAUCAGUUGCAUUAUAUGUUUAUAAUUAUGCCUUUUAUUAUUAUUUCUUCAAAACAAAAAUGUAUGGCCUAUUCCAAACAACAUUUUAUUUUGCCUACAUGCUAAUUUUUUGUUUGACAUUGGGUAUUUUGUGUGGAACUGUUGGUUAUGUUUCUAGUGCUAGUUUUGUUCAUAAAAUUUAUUCUCGUAUUAAACUUGAUUAG